Diospyros lotus (date-plum) is the source of this 759-nucleotide messenger RNA. RefSeq lists its product as uncharacterized. The transcript has a single exon. Bases 57 to 392 code for a protein of 111 amino acids. The record is from RefSeq and is a predicted model, not a curated record. Lineage: Eukaryota; Viridiplantae; Streptophyta; Magnoliopsida; Ericales; Ebenaceae.
CGCCGUAGAAAAAUCGACACUUACUUCUGAAAGAGACGGACGAAGAAGGAGCAGGGAUGGAAGGCUUGAUUCCGUAUCUCCUCAAUGCCAUCAAGAAGCAGAGGCCGCAUCACAGCUACAGAUCCCUCUCAGUCUCCGACGGUUCGAGCCGGAGCUACCACAUGUUAACGGCGCCGGACUCCUCCGACAGACUUGCUCUCCGGCGAAUUCGGUCGGAGCUCGAUCCGCCGACGGCUGGUUUCCUUGAUCAGCGAUCUGCCGUGGAGCUCUCCGGUUCAAGCAGCAUUAGAAACGACUCCGUGAUCUCGCCUUCCACUGGAAACCGCCCGAGGCGGAUUGAUUCCGGCGGUCACCGAGCCUGGAAGGCAACUAACGCUGGUUUUCGACGAUGAAAAACGUGUAGUGAAGAGUUUCCAGAGUUUUUUCCUGGAUUUGUUAAUUCUGCUUUGGGCGUCUCGUUCAAGUGUAAGUAACGGGCUACUGUAUGAGCGAUCUAGCGAGCAAAAACAGUCGGUAAUCAAAUUGUCAUAGAUUCUCGAUGACUGUUGUCCAUAGGCGCUAUUCAUAAACUGUGGCAAAGACUUCACAAGUGCUAGGGUUUGCUGUAAUCCAUAAUAUAUUUAUUUAUUAUUAAUUUUCUCUAGAGAAGUCUCAUCAGGGGACUUCAGUUAGCGUCUCAACCCGUGCGUCAAGAAUUGGAUCCAUCCAGACCAGCUGUUUUGUGAAAUUUUUGGAUUUAUUAGAUCCCAAAUUUACGUA